AUGCCCAAACAUCUUGAACACGGUGUUUUUUUUCCUGGGGGGAAGGGACGUGUCGCUACACUAAGCAGCCCAAGGCCAAAUACAGAGAAACAACUUACUGCUCUACGUGAAGUCAUCGUGGUUAUGCACAAGGCUGUGGAAACUGAGCGUAAGAAACAGGAUAAGAGGUACAGAGCAAGGUAUCACUUCAAGCAAGACGUGAACUUCUCAGUCGGUGAUUACGUGUUGCGAUCACGUGUCGAUAAGAAACUACACGCGAACAAGUUGGGCAUCAUGUGGGUUGGUCCAUAUCGUAUUGUGGCAAGCACCGACUACUAUUUUACGGUAGAGCAUUUAGUCAACGGCAGCAGCAUGGAUGUGCACCCAUCACGCCUCAAGUUCUACGUGGACGACGCGCUCGAUAUUUCCGAGGAACUACUUGACCACAUCGCUUCACAAGGGACUCUGCUGGCGGUUGAAGCAAUCGUGGAGCAUAGGUUCAACGGGGACAUGGACGCCUAUGAGGUGAAAGUGAAGUGGUUGGGUUUUGAACCCAUCGAGGACUCCUGGGAACCCCUGACGACAAUUAGCGAAGAUGUAUCUCAACUGCUGCUAGCAUACGCAAAAAACGCCAACGACGAUGGAUUACUACUCGCAACAACCACGGCUAUUGAUUCCAAGCAACAUAAACGUUCAAAACGCAGCGACGGCUAA
Molecule: messenger RNA, 693 nt
Organism: Phytophthora nicotianae INRA-310
Lineage: Eukaryota; Oomycota; Peronosporomycetes; Peronosporales; Peronosporaceae
Exons: 1
Coding region: 1-693 (230 amino acids)
Source: RefSeq, a predicted model, not a curated record